GACUUGCAGUCAUAUCUUUCUGACCUGAGUAUUUUCCUGGGAAAUAAAAGUAAAAAGAUUUACAUUUUGGUGGACAACCGGCCAUGGUUGCAUACUGGCACCAGAUCUGCUCAUUUCUGGCAACUAAUGGUUACAAAGUCCAGGCUCUCCCCUUUUGCAAACACGAAAAGUCGAGAGGAGAAAAAAAAGCAGAAGCAGGAGGAGGAGGAGAAGAAGCCUAAAGAGGCGUGUUCACAACCUAACGAUAAAAAUUUGAAGAAGCUUAAGAAAUGGUUCUCGUUGAUCGAUGCGACGACAUUUUCGAAGAAGAAAUUACCCGCAAAGAAACUGCAGAGCUCUUUGUUUCUAAACAAGCAGCUGCACAAGACACUGUACGGUUUUAUCGUGUUUGAAGUUGAAUGGGCUAAUGUAAGGGGUAUCAAUUACUUGAAUGAGCUACAGACAGACACGUCUCUUGCUAUUGAAGCUAAGUUGAUGCGAAGGUGGGAGUUUGAGAGCAUCGAUCAAGCUGUAGCAAGUAUGCCUCAGUGGUUCUCUGGAUCAAAAGCUGAAAGGUCUUGCUUGAGGGAAUAUCUUGAUACAACUAUAGGAGAGGUCUUUCAUGACGCUGAAGCGGAUUUCUCAAAAGCUUCUCCCGUUGACGAUGAUGACAAUGUUUCUAUUGAAAAUGACUCUCCUUGCUGCUCCAGAAGUGUCUUCAGCGUCGACCAUUCUACUGCGCCUUAUGAUGAAAACGAGCCUUACACCCCGCCUUUGACUGGACCAUACAAGAGAAGAAGAGUGACUAAGGCAAUCAGCACCGGAGUUGAAGUUGAUUAUAUGGAGGAAACACCCAAAAGAAAAGAUAACUCGUUCGACCACUGGGAAAGCCAUGUACCUGAUGCUGAGGAGAAGAACGUCAUUGAAGCAACUCAGUAUAAAGAUGUCCUAGUUCUUGUUAGGUUCGGUGACCGUGACGUCCCCUUCAAAUUGCGAGAGGUUAUAAUGGCUGACAUACGCUUGCUUACUUUACUUGAAGCUGGCCUCCCUUCGUGGGUCUUGUUUCUGCAGUCUUAUCCCGGUUUCUGCCAUCUUUAUCGACCCUGGAUGUGCCUUUUCGCCAGAGCACUAUACGUGAUGGUAUCAGUCAUCACCGUUGUGAUCGGUUUUUAUGACCUGUACAAAAAUGUCCCCGUUCUGAAGGCCACUGCAUCUCGGCUAUGCGGGCCACUCUUUGAUUGGAUUGAAACAUGGGACAUGGUCUCGCGGAUAAAGUACUUGGGAACGAUGUUGUUUCUUCACAACUUUCAGAAAGCUGUCAAGUGGGCUCUGACCAUGGCACGUGCGAUGCAGUCGUUUGUUUCUUUGCUCGUAAUGCCUCUGGUAAAUCCUCUCUUGGAAGUUCUUGGUUUGCUCCUACCGUUGUGGAACUCGCUGGCGGAAACAGUGGCGAGCUUGGUUUCAGUGGUUUGGAUAGUGAUCGAGGCUGGUUUCAAUCUCGUUGGGGAUGUGGUGGAAUUGGUGCUUUUGCCCAUUUGGUUUGUCGUCUCACUAGUUUGGAACGUCACAAAUACUGUGUUACUCCCUCUGUUCUGGAUCAUAUGGGAAGUGGUAUAUGCACCAUUCAGAGUGGUUGUUGCAUUGGCCAACGGUUUAGCUUUCUCCUUCUCGUACAUAUUCGAUGUUGUUGGAGAUCUAUGGCGGUAUAUGAGCAGCAUAAUGCAGCUUGCAUCAGAUUCUCAAACGGCUGUGAAGACGUAUGAAGUCUCCAUGUGGCGUACACUUUGGAACGACCUAUUUUCUCAUGUUUUUCGUGCUGUCAGGAGUAUAUUGAACGGGUUUGUAGCCUUCUUUGCUGCCUGUAACAGACAUCGGCUUAGUAUAUAUAAUCACAUACAAGAGUUUAUACAGAGAGUACAUGGACGAACCUCGAGAUCAGACUCUACAGACUCGAAACAUGGCAGGUCUGCUAAGAGUCAUCAACGUACAGGUGACGAUACACGAAGGAAAUUGCACCUUGCA
Thlaspi arvense is the source of this 2001-nucleotide messenger RNA. The record is from the annotation of a GenBank genome assembly. Lineage: Eukaryota; Viridiplantae; Streptophyta; Magnoliopsida; Brassicales; Brassicaceae.